Molecule: messenger RNA, 3453 nt
Organism: Phycodurus eques (leafy seadragon)
Lineage: Eukaryota; Metazoa; Chordata; Actinopteri; Syngnathiformes; Syngnathidae
Product: zinc finger SWIM domain-containing protein 6
Exons: 14
Coding region: 28-3426 (1132 amino acids)
Cellular component (GO): Cul2-RING ubiquitin ligase complex
Molecular function (GO): zinc ion binding
Source: RefSeq, a predicted model, not a curated record
GCGAGGCAGGUCGGAAGCGGUGCGAACAUGGCCGAGCGAGUCCAGCAGCCUCCAGCCAAACGGCUCUGCUGCCGGCCCGGCUACAACCCGGCGUGUAGGCAGGGGCAGCGGGCUGGAGGAGCUCUGUGCGGCGGCGGUUCGGGCUCCGUCGCGGGGCAGAGCGGAAAGACCCACAACCCGGAGUCGCUGCUCGAUAUCGCGGCGCGCCGAGUGGCCGAGAAGUGGCCCUUCCAGCGGGUGGAAGAGCGCUUCGAGCGGAUCCCGGAGCCCGUCCAGCGCCGGAUCGUAUACUGGUCGUUCCCGCGGAGCGAGAAGGAGAUCUGCAUGUACUCGUCGUUCAACGCCGGGGCCGAGGAGAGUGGAACUAGCGGGGACAAUAACGACGAGACCCAGCUGCCUUUCUUGCGAGGUGUCACUCUGCUGGAGGGCGGCUGGGUGGACAACGUACUGCAAGUCGGUUUCCACCUGAGUGGCACAGUGACGGACCCUGCCACACCCUCGUCCCCGGAACUCGUUUGCAGCGUCAGCGUCAGCUUCGAUCGUUGUAAGAUCACGGCGGUUACAUGCACUUGCGGCAACAAAGACAUCUUCUACUGCGCACACGUGGUGGCGCUGUCGCUUUAUCGGGUACGCAAGCCCGAGCAGGUCAAACUGCACCUGCCCAUCUCGGAAACCUUGUUCCAGAUGAGCCGCGACCAGCUGCAGAAGUUCGUCCAGUAUCUCAUUUCAGUCCACCACACCGAGGUGUUGCCCACCGCGCAGAAACUGGCCGACGAAAUCCUGUCGCAGAACUCCGAGAUCAACCAGGUCCACGGGGCACCAGACCCCACAGCGGGGGCCAGCGUGGAUGAUGAGAACUGCUGGCAUCUGGACGAGGAACAAGUUCAGGAGCAAGUCAAGCUCUUCCUGUCCCAGGGAGGAUACCAUGGCUCGGGCAAACAGCUCAACCUGCUCUUCAGCAAGGUGCGAGAGAUGCUGAAGAUGCGUGACUCCAACGGAGCGAGAAUGUUAACACUGAUCACAGAGCAGUUCAUGGCCGACCCUCGGUUGGCGCUGUGGAGACAGCAAGGCACCACCAUGACAGACAAGUACAGACAGCUCUGGGACGAACUGGGCGCCCUGUGGAUGUGCAUUGUACUGAACCCGCACUGCAAGGCAGAGCAGAAGUCGUCGUGGCUGCGGCAGCUACGCCGGUGGAACAGCGUGGACGUGUGCCCCUGGGAGGAUGGAAACCACGGCAACGAGCUGCCCAACCUCACCCACUCGCUGCCUCAGGGUGCCCACGGGAACCAAGAGAUGCGACCCCACAGGACUGUGUUCACACGGGCCAUCGAGGCCUGCGACCUGCAUUGGCAGGACCGUCACCUCCAGCACAUCAUCGCCAGUGACCUCUAUGCCAACUACUGUUACCACGACAACCAGGAGGGCUCCCUCUUUGAUGCACGCGGCUGGCCCUUGUGGCACGAACACGUCCCAACAGCCUGCGCCAGGGUGGAUGCUCUGCGAUCCCACGGUUACCCGCGAGAAGCACUCCGACUGGCCAUCGCCGUAGUGAACACCUUACGGCGGCAACAGCAGCGGCAACUUGAGCACUUCCGCCGGCACAAAAAAGAGUUGCUCCACAAAGGCCACACUUCCAUUACCAACAUGGAGGGCUGGGUGGGACACCCACUAGAUCCCAUCGGCACCCUCUUCAGCACCCUGACUGAGUCGGGACGGGUGGGAGAGGAGGGAUCCAAUAUCUGCUUGGACCUCUCGGACUGCUCCAGCGUGGUGACUCGGGCAGACCUCCAGCGGAUGCCCGUGCAGAGACUGCUGGGUGACGGCGAGUCGUACGUGGCGCUGGCGGUGGAGACGGCCCUGAUGGGCCUGGGCCAACAGCGUGUGAUGCCCGACGGCCUGUACGCUCAGGAGAAGGUAUGCCGCAAUGAGGAGCAGCUGCUGGCCAAGCUUCAGGAAGUUGAACUGGACGAUUCGCUGGUCAAGAUCUUCCGCAAAGAGGCCGUCUUUCUUCUUGAAGCUGGGCCGUACUCCGGCCUCGGAGAGAUCGUCCACCGAGAGAGCGUCCCCAUGCACACCUUCGCCCGCUAUCUCUUCACCUCCCUCCUACCUCAUGACGCUGAACUGGCGUACAAAAUUGCACUGAGAGCCAUGCGGUUGCCCGUGUUGGAGUCAACAGCGUCGUCCGGCGACCUGUCCCGGCCACACCACAUCGUGUCAGUGGUGCCCAACCGCUACCCGCGCUGGUUCACCCUCAGCCACAUCGAGUCUCAGCAGUGUGAGCUGGCCUCCACCAUGCUCACCGCCGCCAAAGGUGACAGUCGCAGGCUGGAGACGGUCCUGGAGUCCAUCCAGAAAAAUAUCCACUCGUCUUCUCACAUCUUCAAACUGGCGCAGGAUGCGUUCAAGAUCGCCACUCUGAUGGACAGCUUGCCCGACAUCACACUACUAAAAGUUGCCCUGGAGCUGGGACUGCAGGUGAUGAGAAUAACGCUGUCCACGUUAAACUGGAGGCGGCGGGAAAUGGUGCGCUGGUUAGUCACAUGUGCCACUGAAGUUGGCGUGUACGCGCUGGACAGCAUCAUGCAGAGCUGGUUCACUCUGUUCACACCCACCGAGGCCACCAGCAUCGUGGCCACCACGGUCAUGUCCAACAGCACCAUCGUGCGCCUGCACCUGGACUGCCACCAGCAGGAGAACCUGGCGUCGUCAGCGCGCACCCUGGCUUUGCAGUGCGCCAUGAAGGACCCCCAGAACUGCGCCCUGUCGGCUCUGACGCUCUGCGAAAAGGACCACAUUGCCUUCGAGACAGCCUACCAGAUUGUACUGGACGCCGCCGCCACGGGCAUGAGCUACACGCAGCUGUUCACCAUUGCGCGCUACAUGGAGCACCGUGGGUACCCCAUGCGCGCGUACAAGCUGGCCACGCUGGCCAUGGCUCACCUCAACCUCAGCUACAACCAGGACACGCACCCGGCCAUCAACGACGUGCUGUGGGCCUGCGCGCUCAGCCACUCGCUGGGCAAGAACGAGCUGGCCGCCGUCAUCCCGCUGGUGGUGAAGAGCGUCAAGUGCGCCACGGUGCUCUCUGACAUUUUGCGUCGGUGCACGCUGACCACGCCGGGCAUGGUGUCGGCGCUGCACAGCCGACGGAACUCGGGCAAGCUCAUGUCGUUGGACAAGGCGCCGCUUAGGCAGCUGCUGGACGCCACCAUCGGGGCCUACAUCAACACCACGCACUCGCGACUCACGCACAUCAGCCCGCGCCACUACAGCGAGUUCAUUGAGUUCCUGGGCAAGGCGCGCGAGACCUUCAUGAUGGCGCACGACGGACACAUCCAGUUCACGCAGUUCAUAGACAACCUGAAACAGAUCUACAAGGGCAAAAAGAAACUCAUGAUGCUGGUGAGGGAGCGCUUCGGCUGAGCUCCGCUACUUUUAUACCGACUCGAG